CUCCCCCGCCGCCGCCGCGCCAUGGCCGCCAUGGCGCCCUCCUCCUCCGCCUCCUCACUCCCCGCUCGCCUCCCCUCCAACUCCCUGACCCCACACCACGCCCGCCUGCUCCGACGCAGGGCCCCACCUGCCGCCGCCUCCGCCCCACGCCCGCUCCUCCUCUCCUUCCCCGCGCCCGCCCGCAGCCGCGGCGCCGGGCUCCGAGCCCCAGCCGCGAAGCAGCAACGCUCCGAUGAGUACCAGUUCGAGGAUGACGAAGGCGAUGAUGAUGAGGAGGAGGAAUACGGAUUCGACGGCGAGGAGGAGUGGGAGGAGGAUGAAGACGCCGACGAGGAGGAGGAGGAGGAGGAGAUGGACGUGGAGGCGAUGGAGGAGGAGGCCCGCGGCGCCGCCACCGACCUCGCCAAGCGCCUCGCACGGGAGCUCCACAUCGAUGAUGAUGUCCGGGAGAAACGAAGAAACAUCAGGGAUAAGACAUCUGUGUCUAAACAGAUCCCAGAUAAUCUUCUUCCAAAGGUGGCGAUUAUUGGGAGGCCAAAUGUUGGUAAAUCUGCGCUGUUCAACCGUCUUGUUGGGGGAAACAGGGCUAUCGUUGUUGAUGAACCUGGUGUGACAAGAGAUCGCUUAUAUGGACGAUCUUAUUGGGGUGCUCAGGAGUUUAUGGUUAUUGACACUGGUGGAGUAAUUACUUUAUCGAAGUCUCAAGCGGGUGUGAUGGAAGAACUUGCUGUCACCACUACUGUUGGCAUGGAUGGGAUUCCUCUCGCCACUAGAGAAGCUGCUAUUGCGAGGAUGCCAUCAAUGAUUGAAAAACAAGCAGUUGCAGCUGUUGAAGAAGCAACUGUCAUACUAUUCGUCGUGGAUGGUCAGGAUGGUCUUGUGGCAGCUGAUAUAGAGAUUUCUGAUUGGUUACGACGCAACUACUCUGACAAGUGUGUUAUACUUGCUGUCAAUAAGUGUGAAUCUCCACGGAAAGGGCAAAUGCAAGCAUUAGAUUUUUGGUCACUAGGGUUUUCUCCUCUGCCAAUUUCUGCUAUUACUGGCACAGGAACUGGAGAUCUCCUUGAUCUUGUUUGUUCAGAGCUGAGAAAAUUUGAGGGAUUGGAUGGAGUUGAAGAAGAGAAAAAUAAGGUUCCUGCUCUUGCCAUUGUGGGAAGACCAAAUGUGGGGAAAAGUAGUAUUCUAAAUGCUUUGGUUGGAGAAGAUAGAACUAUUGUGAGCCCAGUUAGUGGGACAACACGUGAUGCUAUUGAUACUGAGUUUACUACAGCAGAUGGGGAGAAGUACAAACUCAUUGAUACUGCUGGGAUCCGACGCAGGGCAGCAGUUAUUUCUGCUGGCAGCACAACGGAAUCUCUUUCGGUUAAACGUGCAUUUCAAGCAAUUCGACGCUCUGAUGUGGUUGCCCUUGUUAUUGAAGCAAUGGCGUGUGUUACAGAGCAGGACUAUAAAAUUGCAGAGAGAAUUGAGAAAGAAGGCAAGGCUUGUGUCAUUGUUGUCAAUAAAUGGGAUACAAUCCCAAACAAGAACCAUGAGAGUACGACACAUUAUGAGCAAGAUGUAAGAGAAAAGCUUCGCAUACUUGAUUGGGCACCUAUUGUCUACUGUUCUGCGACAAAUGGCACCAGUGUUGAAAAGAUAAUUUCCGCUGCUGCUUUGGUUGAGAAGGAAAGGUCUAGAAGGCUUGGCACCUCUAUUCUUAAUCAAGUAGUUAGAGAAGCUAUAGCAUUCAAACCACCACCACGAACAAGAGGUGGCAAAAGAGGUCGUGUAUAUUACACGACACAGGCUGCCGUGGGUCCACCGACAUUUGUUCUAUUUGUAAACGAUGCAAAGCUCUUUUCUGAUAUGUACCGCCGUUACAUGGAAAAGAAACUCCGGUCAGAUGCUGGAUUCCCAGGCACCCCCAUCCGGUUAUUGUGGCGUAGCAGGAGGCGGCCGGAUAAACGAGGUAAAUCUGCAGACAGCAAACUGCCGAGCCCAGGGACCCCAAGCAGGAUGGCUCUGGCUUCCUAAUCGAGCCACCUUUGUAGAUCUCGUUCAGACCUGAGUAUAGCCGUGGCUGAUGCUAAAGAUGUGUAGUGGAGUUUCGAGGUUCCAGACGAAUUUCCGCGACAUCGAAAUGCCAGAGUGUGGAGGAGAUCGAUGCAGGGGCAAUUGAGUGGGGGGUGCAAGUGAAUGAUCCGGAAGAUGGUGUUAUAUGGGAACUAGGAAGACAAGGGAAAGUGGAGUGGUGGGUACGAGGAUGCUGGGCGUACGGAGCACAGGAUCACCGCACGCACAAGAUGCAACUUGUUCCUGUAGAUGGGCAGGUUACAGUUACAGGCAGCUUUGCAGCUGGUUAGGACUUGGGAGGAGGAAUGGAUCUAAGUGCAAGCUGUGUGGGAAGGAAGGGACAGAUUGCAGACUUGGAGUGAAACUUGUAUGGAAGGCAAUGAGCAGACUGUGUUAGCUAUAGCUGGUGUUGGUGAGCCUUGUUUGGCUUUAGCAGCACCUUCUCUGUUUCUGGGUUGAUCACGUUCUGUGUAAUCAGCUGGGUUGAUUACCUUGGCUUUUGGCUGGA
Molecule: messenger RNA, 2563 nt
Organism: Setaria italica (foxtail millet)
Lineage: Eukaryota; Viridiplantae; Streptophyta; Magnoliopsida; Poales; Poaceae
Product: GTPase Der
Exons: 12
Coding region: 22-2016 (664 amino acids)
Cellular component (GO): chloroplast
Molecular function (GO): GTP binding
Source: RefSeq, a predicted model, not a curated record